Molecule: messenger RNA, 492 nt
Organism: Sphenostylis stenocarpa
Lineage: Eukaryota; Viridiplantae; Streptophyta; Magnoliopsida; Fabales; Fabaceae
Source: the annotation of a GenBank genome assembly
AUGGCAGCGGCGGCGGCAGUGACGGUGCUACUUCCACCUAGGAUUCCGACCACCACCAACGUUACCCGCUGCUCUGCUUUGCCUUCUCUGCCUCCACGUGUCACCAACACCAGCACCACCUUGUUCUCACCUUCCCUCAACCACUUUUCAGUGUCCCAAAAAUCUUCUCUGCUUCUUACCAGAGCUUCUUCAGAGGAAUCUUCCGCAGUAGAUGCCAAUGAGUUGUUCACAGAUUUGAAGGAAAAGUGGGAUGCUGUUGAAAACAAGUCUACCGUACUACUUUAUGGUGGUGGGGCUUUAGUUGCCGUUUGGCUAUCUUCUAUUCUUGUCAGCGCAAUCAACUCAGUUCCCUUGCUUCCAAAGAUUAUGGAGUUGGUAGGUCUAGGUUACACUGGAUGGUUUGUCUACCGAUACCUUCUGUUCAAGUCUAGCAGGAAGGAGCUAGCUACAGACAUUGAGGUACUGAAGAAGAAAAUUACUGGAACUGAAUAG